Molecule: messenger RNA, 4420 nt
Organism: Alligator mississippiensis (American alligator)
Lineage: Eukaryota; Metazoa; Chordata; Crocodylia; Alligatoridae
Gene: PSRC1
Product: proline and serine rich coiled-coil 1
Exons: 8
Coding region: 447-1643 (398 amino acids)
Biological process (GO): mitotic metaphase chromosome alignment
Cellular component (GO): microtubule cytoskeleton; spindle microtubule; spindle pole
Molecular function (GO): microtubule binding
Source: RefSeq, a predicted model, not a curated record
GUGGAACUUGGUGCCGUUGUAGUAGCCCCGGCGCGCCAGCUCCGCGAAGUUCUUGCAGGUCUUGGGCGCGUGCUUCCAGUACAGCUCCAGCACCAGCGAGCCCAUGCUGCGGGGAGACGGGGCGGCCGCUAGCACCUCGCCCCGGGGGCGCCGGCGGCAUCUCCCGCUGCCCCCGCCCGCGCCCCCCGGCCCCCCCAGAGCCCCCUCCCGCGUACGUGGUCUCCAAGGAGACAGCCGGCGGUUGCCACGAGUCGGGGGGCACCGCCGCCAUCCCGCCGCCGCGUGCUUCCGGGACCGGGGCUGGGCGGGCCAAUCAGCGCGCCCCACCGCCGCGCGGCUAUUGUGACGCAACAGAGGGAGAAUUCGAAUGCAGCCACGCCCCCCCCGCUGGGUCUGGCCUGGCCGGAGCGCGCGGAGCCGAUCAACCCUGGCCUGUUUUCACUGUGAUGCUUCCUGAGAAGAUGGAGACAUCCAGGGAGGAAGAGAUACAGUUUAUAACUGAUGAGAAAUUUGACUUUGGUCAGCUCUCCCCUUCUGACAGCCGGGAGGAAGAAUGCCUCGGUGUGGAGGAAAAGGAGGGAGUCUUUGCCGGACCUGUCCAGCAGGUUGAAAGAUUCGUGGUGCAAAGAAUUGACCCGAAUGUUGUGAAGGAGGAGAGCAUUGGCCCCAGAAGAGAGCACCAGCUGAACUGGAGCCCACUGAGCCCUGAGAAGUUGGAGGAGAUUGUGAAGGAGGCCAACUGGCUGGCCACGCAGCUGGAGGGGUGCCACCUGCCGAAGGAGAAUGCGCAUGCCUCACCGCGGGAGGAGACAGAGCUGAGCCUUGGCGGGGAGCCCCGAGCCCCCUUCAGGUUCUUGUCCAAGGAGCGGGAGAGUCCCAGAAGCCCCCGGCGCGAGACCUUCGUGGUGAAGAACAGUCCUGUUAGGGCGCUGCUGCCAACAGUGGAGCUGGGGACACUCCUCUCAAAAGGGAAGAGCCCUUCUCCCCGCACCGCCGUGGCACCACCUCAUGCCCGGCUCCGACACAGAGCGGGCAGCCGCCUGGCUGGGGGUGAAAGGCCCCGGAAGGAGUCGACCCCCAGCAAGGCGCAGCCCCCACAGAGACUGGCCAGCAGUAAAAAGCCGAGCUUCCAAGACAACCCCAAUAGACGCACAUCGCCUUCAAUAAGGGUGAAAGAAGCAAGAGGACCCAGGUCAUCGCCCACCCAGCCCCGUCUCAAGCAGGAGCUUUCCUCACCCCGAGGGAAAGCAGAGUCCCUGCAAAUUGUUAAUACAGGUCCAGCUAAGCCCUGUGGGGGCAACUCCUCCCAGGUCCCAACCAGCUCCAGACCCACCGCGACAUCCACUUGCCAGGCGCGGGCUAGGAGCACAGCCAUCCCCAUCCCUGCCAGCCGCCUCCCAGUGCCCACCGCUGUUCCCAAACCAGCCAGCCGAGUUAUUUCCCUGAGCCAGGCUGCAGUGCCAAGGAAAUCCAGCCAGCCACAGCUCCUGGGCCAGGGGUCUGCUGGGGCAAAGGGGCUCCUGAGGCCCAGUGCAUCCGGACAGCGAGUUUCUGUAACUCAGCGGACAACCCCUCAAGGUGCUCUCCGUGGCAGCAAGCUAGAGCCACCCAAGAAGGUGACUGUAGCCAGCCGCCCAAGGUAACAUCACUGGGCUGGGAGAACGCAGCUUGGACCACAAACCUCUGAGACUCAAGUCCUUUUUCCUGGGGCAGGAAUGUUCUGAUCCAAUGCCCUUCUGCUCAGUGCCUCCAACAGGAGCACUUACCAUCUCUGUGCUGCCAGCUGCUGGGCUGGCAACUUGCACCUAUCAGCUUUAAGAACCAGGAACCUGAAAUGAGUAUGCUCAGGUUUCUACUGAUUACUUUUACUUUGAUUAUUAUAUAAUCAAAGUAUAUAAUCAAUAUAAUCAAAGGAAGGAGGAAUUCCAAAAGGAAAACAAACACUGAGUUUAUUUCUUGUCUGAUUAGAGCAGAUUGCUGGAACUUCCCCUCCUUGCCAGAUCUCAUCUUGCAGCUACAUUGCUAAACACUCAUCUGUUAGCAGGACUGUCAGUUGGAAAAUGGGGUCAUUUCCCACAAAUCAUUUUAAUCUUUCAGCAUAAAAUCAAAGUCUGAGGUCUUCUGAUCCUGCAGAGCCUCAUGACCCCCCCUCUGUGUACCAGGCUCCCUCAUUAGACUUUGGGCCCUGGCAGACAGCACAUUUAUGGAACAAAUGACACAUUAAAUCAUGUCAUAAAUUGCAGCAUGCUGUAAGUUCAGCCAAUACAUGGCCCAAUAAAAUGACAAACCAGUCACAAAGAUGUUCCACAUAGUGUAGAACAUCUUUGUGGCUGGUUUGUAUGGUGCCUUAAAUUGAACAUGUGGCAUAGGUCUUCAAACCUGGGGCUGUCCCAGAGGGUGUGCACAAUCAUCUGAUUGUGCAUGUUCCCGUUAAUUUGUAGAAUACUGGGUGCGUCUGCACAUUCAUUAAUGCGCUAUAAUGACAGGUACUAACAAUGCACCGUAAGUGGUGCUACUGCAUAUUAGCACAGAUAAACGGUUUUUUUGUGAUGCUACUGUGCAUUAGACUAAAUCUACUGCACAUUAGCACGGGCUUUGCCCAUCAUGGUAAUGCGCAGUACAAUUAGUCUUCUGUGCAUUAAGCAUCUCGUGUAGACGCGCCUACUACAUCACUCCACACAGCUCCUUUACACUUCUAUCACGUAAGUGAGAAUUGGGUCCCAUGUUAGAGUGGCAAAAUCUUACUUCAAAAUAGUCAUGUAUUUUACCAAAGCUAACAGAAUUCAUCGAUUUCAUAGACAUAGGGCUGGAAGGGACCUCACAAGAUCAUUGGUCCAGCCCCCUGCCCAAAUGGCAGGAAGUCAGCUGAGGUCAAAUGAUCACAGCAAAAAAAAGCAUCCAAGUGUUUCUUGAAAGAGUCCAGAAAGAUGACUUACACCACCUCUGGGGGGAGUCUAUUCCAGGCCCUGGGGACUUGGACAGUAAAGUUUUUCCUUAUGUCCAGCCUAAAACAGUCUUCCAGGAGUUUAUGACCAUUGGACCUUGUCUUCCCUUGGGGUGCCCUAGUGAACAGAUGUUCUCCCAGGGAUGUGAUGCACACCCCUUAUAUAUUUAUAGGUUGCUACCAAGUCACCCCUGAGCCUACGCUUUUCCAGGCUGAAGAGUCCCAUGGCUCUUGAUCUUCUCAUAAGGCUUGCUCUGUUGUCCUCGGAUCAUGCACGUGGCUCUCCUCUGGACUCUUUCAAGCUUCUCCACAUCCUUUCUAAAGUGCAGAGCCCAGAAUUGGAUGCAGUACUCCAGCUGCGGCCUCACCAAGGCCAAGUAAAGCAGGAGGAUGACUUCCUGGAUCUUGCUUGAGAUGCAUCGGUAGAUGCAAGCCAGAGUUUUGUUUGCUUUGCCGGCUGCGGCAUUGCAUUGGUGGGCUUCAUAAUGAGCUUUCUGAAAUGGGAAUUCAAAAUGGGUUUUCAGGUUAAAACACAUACACCGCCCCUCCCCACAAUACAAUAGUGAAAGCUAUCAGGCAAGAUCUUCUGCUGGUGUUUCCCUGUCAACAGCAGUAGUUAGAUGCCAGUUUAUGCUCAUUGGGGAAUCAUGUCCUUUCCUGCAAGUUUAAUUCUACUUCCUCUAGGACUGGGAAUGUUGAAACUUGGCAGAACUUGGGGCUUGUGAAGUGCAGCUGAUUUCAAACAAACUGGUCUGGUUUUCUGCUGAAGGAGACACAGAAAGUCAAGAGCUCACAUGUGCAAAAUAUGCUUUCUUCUUUCUGAUAACCAAAAGUGGUGCUAAUAGCACAGCCACUACCUUGGCAGUGUUUCUUUAAGGCAGCUUUAGUUUGUUCAUAUUAUAGGUGAUCAGGGAAUGCGGGGAGAUGUUAUAAUCCCAUAUUUUACUGAAUCCUUUGUCGUGCUGCUUUGCAACUGGGGUCAAACCAGGACCUGGUGCUGCGAAGUCCAGAGUAACCCCCUCCUGCCCCUGCAUACUGGAAGCAGGGCCCAGCACCACCCCUGCCCAGCCCAGUACACUGGGAUCAGGUGCCUAAGUUAGUACACAGCCUGGGGCCCCUUGUGGGUUUGGAAAUUUGGCAGCUGGGGAGUGGUGCCACUAUUUCCUCACUGCCAGAUUUUCAAAUCCCUGGGGAGCCCUGUGAGCUGGAUACCACAGUGAUACAGGCCAGAUCUGGCCCACCGGCCGGGGGUUAAGUACCCCUGGUCUAACACUAUGAAAUACUUGUACAUUCAGCCCCUCUGGGACUUGAUAUAACCAAGCUAUAAAGGACCUUACACUGUAGCAAGCUCUUUAAAAGAUUAAUUAUUUUUGUACUCGUUUCUUGAACACUGAAAGUACUGAGCCUUUUAUGACUGUUCAUCUCUGUACUAGACUCUCCUUGUCCUUUUUUUAAUACAUGUAACUUGUAAGUGAA